Messenger RNA from Mercenaria mercenaria, 1974 nucleotides. RefSeq lists its product as uncharacterized. The record is from RefSeq and is a predicted model, not a curated record. Lineage: Eukaryota; Metazoa; Mollusca; Bivalvia; Venerida; Veneridae. Bases 1 to 1974 code for a protein of 657 amino acids. The transcript is spliced from 3 exons.
AUGUCGAUCAUAGUUAGUGGUGAUCAUCCCUGGAUGCACUCCUUUGUGUUUGUCCUGCCGGAUAUGAAUGAUAUGCUGCCUGAAGUCAACUACGACAGACUGCCAAACAGGUCUGCAUCCCUAUUGCAGACGGUUCACAUGGAUAUUUUACAACAGGCAGAAGAACUAAAGGAGUACGCUAGGACGAACAUAGACGCCCUGCCGAAAGAGGAUCUGAAAACGAUUCGCAAGCGAGGCAAGCGCUCUGCCCCAUUGGCGUUUAUUGGGGGUCUGAGCAAAUCAUUAUUUGGUACUGCUACUUACGAUGAUGUCGCAAAAGUGGCCAGAAAGGUGAAUAGGAUCAUUGCCACUGAACGGAAAUUGGACAAGGGCGUUCUUCACUUGACAGAGAACCUGGAAAGUUACAUGAAAGUUAACGACGACCGGACUGACAGAAUUAAAGCCCUGGUUGAUGCCACUCAUGGCGAAGUACAGGCUGUUGAGAAAACCUUGCAGGCAAUGCGAUCAAUGGAAAAAGUAAAAAAGGAAUUCCUUAUCAAUCUUACCACCGCAAUGGAUUCACAAAUGUACAUCGCUGGAAAGUUACGAGAGAGGUUGAUCGAGAUACGGUACGCCAUUGACGCGCUCAGCGAGGGAAAGCUUCCGAAAUCCCUCAUUACGGUCCAGGAUAUACAGUCCAUCCUAACUGACGCAAAUGAGCAGAUUGGAGUACGGAAACACUUCGGCGAUCGGUUUCGGUUCACGGUUUCUGACCCCCAUUUCUACUUGAUGCAACCUAACUUUGUCGUACACCUUGUUAGGAAUCGGGAGAUUUGGGUUACAAUCAAGAUGCCGGUCGGAGUGGAGUCCGCGUACAAUCUGUUCCGUUUGCAAACUUGGGGCGUGCCAGUUUCCAGCAAGUCGAAAUUCGACACGUAUAUCCAGGACUUGCCUCUCUACUUAGCACUGACUUCUACCCGAGACAGAUAUCGGACGCUUUCACUCGCUGAGAUGAUGGAGUGCAGAGGAACGACUAUUCGUACCUGUCCUUUCAACCUUGUAAGCAUGGAAAUGGAAAAAGAUACCAAGACGUGUCUCUCUAAUGUCGUUAUGAAUAAUGGUGAAGGAAUUCACGCCUAUUGCGAGUUCGAGAUGAAGAUGUUUGAUGAGUCCAUGCCACGAAUCAUGGCCCUCUCUGAUGACAUGUUUGUUGUGAAGCGGACAGGCGGCAACGCAAUUAUCCUGAACUGUGGGGGUCAUUCGAGAGACCUGCCAGCCUGCACGUCUUGUUUGGUCGAGCUACCUUGCACCUGCAAAAUAGCUGUGGCCGAUAAUAUUCAUUCGACCUCAACGGUCCGCGAAUGCAGCGGCAGCUCGGAAGCUAUUGCGACCAGCAGACAUCUGAUAAAUAUGGCAGUGUUGAAGUCAUUCCUGCAAGCAGAAGAGUUUGCCAGCCUGUCUGUUAGCGCAGACAAAGUCUACGAAAAGGAGAUAAUCAUGUCACAGAGGAAAAUGGACGAGCUUGAAAAAAAGUUCGAGCGCAAUUGGCAGGUAGAACGCCUGGACCGAAAACGUUUAUCCAUUAUUCGUAACGAUACCGAGGACCUCAGAUCGAAGCUGGCAAAACUGCCAGAUGACAUGAUGGAUCUGCAAUGGCUGGAAACAGCAAGCAAUAAUACAUAUAUUAUGUACACUAUUGCUUUUGUGCUGGUCGUUGCAGUAGUAAGCGUCAUUUGGUAUUUGUACCGGGAGCAUAAGCGUGAAAAAAAGAUACGAGACAAAAAUAUGCUGAUAAGGAGAGACGAGGUCUGCUGGCAGUCAGAACAAUAUGAAAGUCUUGUACAGAAAAUUACCAGUCAAAGCAACGAAAUUGAUAAGAUGAAAAAGGAGUUUGUAUCACUCACGGAAUCAUUCCUUAAUUUCAGAAUAAGGUUUGGGUCACGCCAUGUUAAUACGACUUUAUCGGAAAGUCUGGUGUCUAUUAAAGUUGAAUAA